UUCAGACAUGUGCUCUUCCCUCUGUGGCAGAAGUUAAAGCAUCAUGAGCAUGCUCUCACUGGCAGUACUGUUCCUGCUUUCUGGAGUCCUCUGGGAAUCCUCGGCAGAAGAUUUAAUUCCCACCUAUGACUACCAGGACCCUUAUACCUGGGAGACCUUUAAGUGCAACAAGUGUCCACCAGGUACUCACAUUGCUGCACAUUGCACCGCCACCACGCCCACAAAGUGCGAACCGUGCAGAAGUGACCACUUCACUGAGCUGUGGAACUACCUGCCCAGGUGCCUGUACUGCAACAUCUGCACACAGAAGCAGGAGGUGGAGACGGAGUGCUCCCCAGUCAGAAACAGGGUCUGUCGGUGCAAAGAAGGCUACUACUGGGUGGAUGACUUCUGUGUAAGCCACACCCAGUGUGGCCCUGGAUACGGUGUCCAAGCUAGAGGUACAUCACAAAAAGACACUGUUUGUGAAAAGUGCACCAAUGGCUAUUUUUCCAAAUCAUCCUCUGCGCUGGACUCAUGUGUAAAACAUCAGGAGUGUGCAAACGGGGAGCAGGUACUCCUCCACGGCUCAGCCGCUGAAGACACUCUGUGUGGCUCCUGCGAGGAUUUAGCAAAUAAAGGUGAGAUUUUCAGGACCUUCCUUUCAGCAUUCUUUAGUAAGAACUUAAAGCGGGUCAGACAGCAGAAGAGAUUUGUCUCCAGGAUAAUCUGUAAGUCAGGCCAGGAGAGCUGCGAAGAUGAUGUUCUUCACCAGGAUGGAGGUCUUCUCCUGGAUCAGAUCAAAGCGUGGGUGGCCCACAUUCCAGUCAAGAAGCUACAACACCUGCCAACAGAGCUGAAAGAUGCCCAUCUCAGCUCCAUAGCAGAAAAAUUGAACAAGAGACUCAAUGACAUUAAACAUUUUCCCAACUGUAGCAUAAUAGUGUAAUGGCCAUAAUACAUGCAGAAAUAUGAGAUAUACCACUUUCCUAGAUGCACAUGAGGAUCUUUUGUCAUCACUUAUAUGUUUAGUACAUUGUUACAACAAAAGCUGACUUGUGUCUUACAGGAUGUUUUUAAUGGGCUACAUGAAGUAGUGUGAUAAGUGAAAUUUGUCUUCAUUAUUACCAAAAUGGUCAUAUUGAUUUUUAGGUUUGUGGUGAACAAGAUGUUAAAACAUUUGUUAUGAUAUUGUUGUGAAUUUAUAUUUUUUAAAUACAUAAUACUUUCUUUAAGUUUUUAAAAGUGAAAGAAACUGACAUUUCAGAAGGACAAAAUGUUUAAAUGUUUUGAAUAUUAGUCUAAGAUCAUUAAAUGUAAUGUAUGUAGACCAAAUGCAGGCUGUUUGAUGAAGAGAAUAAGCUUCAAUCCGUUAUUUUAUGUAAGGGGUUCAAUUAAAUUGUUUGACAAAAA
Messenger RNA from Melanotaenia boesemani (Boeseman's rainbowfish), 1392 nucleotides. Its product is annotated as tumor necrosis factor receptor superfamily member 6B-like. Gene Ontology annotation, molecular function: protein binding. The record is from RefSeq and is a predicted model, not a curated record. NCBI's taxonomy places the organism in Eukaryota, Metazoa, Chordata, Actinopteri, Atheriniformes, Melanotaeniidae. The transcript is spliced from 7 exons. The coding region runs from base 44 to 928 and encodes 294 amino acids.